AUGGAAGACUAUUAUUCCAAAGGUGUUGCUAAGAUUCCUCAAGCCAUACUAGAUGUUGCAAGUAAAGGCAUCCAUACAGAAAGAAUAACUCAAGAAGAGGCUCUUUCAACAGCUAAAAUGAUAUGGGAGAAGUACCACUAUAUCAUCUGUCCUCACACUGCUGUAGGAGUUGCUGGAGCUACCAAAGCAGAUCCUUCUUUUUCAUCGACACUAUCAGUCUGUCUAGCUACUGCAACAGCUGCAAAAUUUCCUGAUUUUGUUCAUCUCAUUGGAGACAAUGUACCAAUACCUAGUCAUCCUUGUGUUGAUAAUUUAAAAGAGACAACUCAAGAGGAAGCUCAGUCAACACAAUCCUCAAUAGACAGUCCUCCUACAAAAACUGUUGAGAUCUCAGCCAAUGGAGAACUCAGAAAGGUCAAUCUUAUUGUAUUGUACCCUAAACACAGUAUCAGCACACUGCAAAGACUACAGAUGACAACUGUUCAGUCACCAAAUAUCAGGACCUUUUCCUGUGACAAUGCUUCAGAUAGUUUCGAUAACAUGAUCAUUGAUAUUUUCAAUGAUCAGAACUUUGCUAAGAAGCACAACAUGCUGUGGGUCAACAGUCCUAAUGUAGGACGUCUUGUGUGUCAUACUGUACAUCACAUUUACACAUAUCUGAAGUUAUGUCCGAGUUGUGAUAACGAUGUCACUUUUUAUAUACCUUCUGGAGCAUUGGUUGAUUCAACCAGUGCUUACCUGUCACAAUGUAUGGGUGUCCCUGUUAAAGUAGUAUCUGUAGUCAACGAGAAUGACUUCUUUCACAAGUGCCUCACUCAGGGUUACCUCUACAAACCAUUGAAUGUUAUUAAUACACCAUCAUGUUCCAUGGACACAGUGUUCCCACACAAUAUUGAACGCAUCCUGUUCUUACUUGCUAAAGGUGAUGCUACACUUGUCAAGUCUAUUAUGGAAGACUAUCAUUCCAAAGGUGUUGCUAAGAUUCCUCAAACCAUACUAGAUGUUGCAAGUAAAGGCAUUCAUACAGAAAGAAUAACUCAAGAAGAGGCUCUUACAACAGCUAAAAUGAUAUGGGAGAAGUACCACUAUAUCCAUAUCUGUCCUCACACUGCUGUAGGAGUUGCUGGAGCUACCAAAGCAGAUCCUUCUUUUUCAUUGACACUAUCAGUCUGUCUAGCUACUGCAACAGCUGCAAAAUUCCUGAUUUUGUUCAUCUCAUUGGAGAUAAUGUACCAAUACCUAGUCAUCCUUGUGUUGAUAAUUUAA
Gigantopelta aegis is the source of this 1266-nucleotide messenger RNA. RefSeq names its product threonine synthase-like 2. Gene Ontology annotation, molecular function: pyridoxal phosphate binding. Gene Ontology annotation, biological process: dephosphorylation; 2-oxobutyrate biosynthetic process. Lineage: Eukaryota; Metazoa; Mollusca; Gastropoda; Neomphalida; Peltospiridae. The transcript has 3 exons. The coding region runs from base 1 to 1266 and encodes 421 amino acids. The record is from RefSeq and is a predicted model, not a curated record.